AUGGCGUCGGAUUCAAACGGCUCCUGGAUAAAUGUCGCAGCUCAUUAGAGUCUUCUCAGCAGAGGAGCGAUGCAGCCAGAGGCAGCGGAGCGGAGGAGGCAGUGUGGCCGGAGAAGGCGCGGGGAGAGCGGGCACAGCCGAGCAGAGCCGCGGGGGAACCACCGGAGAGCGGAGAGCUCAGAGGAGGAGGUGACGAGGUUGAAAGAGGUCGUCGCCACCACGCAACAGAAAGACAGGCAGGCAGGAGAGGGAGGAAGAAGAGCAGAGAGGGAAGGAGAGGAAGAUGAAGGAAGAGGGAGGGACAGAAGCCAAGGAGACGGAGGAAGAAGGAGGAGCAGGAGGGCGGCGUCAGAAGGAGGUGAAGGAGGCGAGGAGUCAGGGAAGCUGAGGUGGAGAGUCCAUCAGCUGGAGAAGGAGCGACUGGAGCUGACGUCUGGACACAACCAGGAGCUGUGCCGGCUGCAGGCGGAGCUGACCCGGCUCAGGUCCUCGGUGGAGCGAGGCGAAGCUCAGCGGGUAGAGCUUCAGUACCAGCUGACGGUGAGCCAGAGAGACGCCGACCGAGUCUCCGAGCUCAGCAGGGACAAACAGGCUCUCACAGAGCGAGCAGCAGAGCUCCAGCAGACGGUGAAGGAGCUGCAGAGAGCUCUAGACAUCACCCGGCAGGCCAGGGACGAGGACCAGCAUGCUUUGCAGCAGGAGGUGGAGGAGCGCGACAGAUUCAUUCAGAGCUUCAGCUCCGAGAACCAUCGGCUGCACCGACUGCUGCAGGAUCAGGAGGAGGCUCUGCAGGAGUCAGAGAGGAGGAUGGCGAAGGUGCAGAAGGAGUUAGAGAAGGAGGCCGAGAUGAACAGACGACAAGCCAACGAGCUGAAAUACCUGACAGAGAGGGAGGAGAGGAGCAGGAGGGAGAAGGAGGUGUCGGAUCAGAGGGUGAAGUCUCUGGAGUCGAGCAUGGAGGCGGAGCGAGCCGCUCACCUGGAGUCCAAGUUCAACUCUGAGAUCAUCCAGCUGCGUGCGCGGGACCUGGAGGCGGCGCUGGCGUUGGAGCGAUCCGGCCUGCAGGAGGCGCAGAGCGGCCUGGAGCUGCUGAGGAGUCAGUUCAGAGAGGUGGAGCGAGCGUACAGCCUGGAGAGGGAGCUGAGCAGCAGCACUGAGCGCGCUCUGCAGAGGCUGCAGAAGGAGUACGAUCAGUGCAAGUCUGACCUGAGCGUUGCCUUGGACACGGAGCGGACGAUGACCUCUGACCUCACAGCGAGGCUGGAGGAGGAGAAGAGACGACACGCCGACACACACACACUGCUGCAGCAGGCAGCUCAGAGACAGUCUGACACAGAGGACAGUGUGAGACACAUCAGAGAGACACUGCAACGACACACCAACACAGACAUGAGUCCUCCAGCAAAGGAUGAUGGGAGGCGUAGUCCCUCUGCUGAAGUCCUGCAGCUGCUGCAGACGACACUCGCCGCCUGCAGACACAGACAGGAAGCAGCUGACCGACAGGUCCAGGACCUGCUGCGUGCGUCAGAGCGUCUCCAGGAGGAGAAGCAGACGCUCUGUCAGCUGAUCUCGGAUCAGAGCCGACAGCUGCAGGAGUCUCAGCAGGCGUCCAGCACACUGGAACAGGAAGUGAGGCGACUGCGCCAGGAGAGCUCUGAUUGGUCGACGCAGAGCAGAGCGCUGCAGGCUGAGCUGGAGAAAGAGAGGGAGGAGAGGAAGAAGGAGAAGGAGGAGAGGAAGAAGGAGAAGGAGGAGAGGAUGGCAGAGGUCCAGAAGAUAACUGGUCACUAUGAGACUGAGUCAAAGGCCCGUCUGUCCUUCCUCUACUGCGUCUAUCAGCGCCUGCUGGCCGGCUGCGUCCUCCUCGAUCAGCCCCAGUGCAUCCUGGGUGAUUUCACCUGGAAGGAGCUGUGUGAUGUCAUCAACGAACAGGUCGACCAGCUGACCUCUGACCUCCGGGGGGCCAACGCCAAGAUCACCCACCUGCAGAGUGUGUGUGAGAAGAAGAGUGUGUGUGUGCGGGAGCUGCAGCGCAGUCAGGAGUGUGUGUUGUCUCGUCUGGAGGAGAGCGUGAGGAGGAGGGAGGAGGCGUGGAGCAGCCAGCACACACACACUGUGACACAGCUGCAGAACGAGCUGCAGCUGUGUCGCUCUCAGUGCGACUCUCUUCGCGAUCACGCUGCCUCCCUGGAACUCCACAGCUCCUCGCUGACCUCUGACCUCUCCCGGCUCCGCAGCCUCCUCUCUCGCAGCCGCAGGGAGUCGGCCUGCUUCCUGUCGGCCUGCGCCCUGCUGGCCGGGACGCUGACACACACUCACCGCCGCCUGCAGACGCUGUGCAGACAGAAAACACUCCUGUGCAGACGGCUGGCAGAGAGAGAGGUGCUGGAGGAGGAGGUGAGGAGGCUGGCUGGAGCUCUGGGAGGUGAGGAGGAUGAAGAGGAGGAGGAGGAGGGAAGGAGGAGGGCAGUGAGGCGGUGGAGGAAAAGUGUGUGUGUGGUGUUGGCGGUGAGGAGGUGGUGUGCGCUGGGCCAACAGACUACAGUGUUGUUUCGGCUGGAGAGACGAGGAGGAGGAGGAGGAGGUCCGGCUGUGUGUGUCUGUGGAGAGUCUACGGCAACACAGAAGAGUCAAGAUACAUCGAGUACAGAUAAAGGUGCAGGUGAUGGUGAUGAAGGUCGUGACGGUGUGUGCGCUCGCUGGCUUCGCUCUAAAAGUCUCUCCUCCAUCAUUCUGUCGUCCAUGGCUGACCUGCAGGGGGCGCUCACACACACUGGCUCCGCCCCUCUAGACGUGAUGUCAGCAGCUCGCUCUGCUUUGUCCCGCCUCCUGGAUCACCUUCUCGACCAAUCAGAGGCGGCGUCCAGCGUGUCCCCCUGCAGAGUGGACGAGGACACGCUGAGCGGCCGGCUGAGACUCGGCCUGAGCAGACUGACGCCUCUGCCGCGCGACAUGAAGGCCCUGGUGUCGACCCUCCAGCAGCACUUCCUGCUCUUCAGCCAACGGCUGCACUCGGCCGAGGUGGAGAGGCGGAGCCUGAGGCUGGAGGUGGCCAGUCUGAAGAGAGGACUGCGGCACGAGAGAGAAGAGACAGUCCCAGCACAGCAGUUCCACAGUGCAUGUGCGGAGCUCCGUCAGGCGCUGAACAGGGAACAGGAAGCCCAGACGCUCAUCCAGGAACAGACCAACCAGCUGCACACGCUGCAGCUCCGAGUCAACACACACACCGCCGAGCAGACCAACACACACCACACGCUGAAGCAGACCGCACAGUCUCUGUCGGAGGCUCGGCAGGAGGUGAGCAGGAAGGAGCGCUCGCUGAGGAUUCUGGGAAAGCACCUGUCGGGGGUUCAGAGGGAGAGGAAGCAGCUGGAGGAGAGACUGCAGCGAGCAGAGGGCGAGCUGAGGGAUGCCGCCAGACGUCGGGAUUUUCUGAUCAGCAACAUGAAGGCUGCAGAGACCAGCUACAAGGAGGUCAGAGAAAGUCUCGUCCAAUCAUGUCGCUCGCUGUCAGCUCAGCCCCGCCCCCUGCUGUUACCCAGGGAACACCUGGAGCUGAGUGGAGCAGAGAGCAUCAUGGGAGCUCCUGAGGUGGCAGCGUGUCAGAGUCUCCUCUCCACCUUCUCUCAGCUCUGUCACACCUGCAGCUCCAGGAUUGAUUGGCUGGAGCAGGAAGUCUCCGCCCACCGCAGUCAUGUGACCGCGCUGCGCAGCGAGCUGCAGGACGCCUGUCUCCGUGACAACCAGGCCCUCGCCCCUGUGGCUGAUAUUCCUGAAUCCUGUCCGUCAGCUGACGUUGAAACUCCUCAACCUGUUCCCCCCUCUGAUCUGUCGAAGCAGCCAUCAGUCAGUUUAAGCCCCGCCCCCUCCAAGACAGACUCCGCCCCCUCACCGCCUCUCUGCAGAGCCCUCAAAGGUCCCAAGACGAAGGAGAAGACAGGCGUGACGAAGAACAGAGGAGGGAGGAGACAGACUGAAGGACCUGGGAUGUGAUUUUCUGGACAGUGAAAGUCAGUUUUCAGGAAGGUCCUGGAAAAACCUUCAGCACACUCCUGGAAAGUCCUGGAAAGAUGUGACGUUCAGGGACCGUCCACAGAAUCAGUUUCAACCUGCUGCUGCUGUGUUUUUAACAGCUGGUUGGUGACAAGUGAGGCCAGAUGGUGUGUGUGUGUGUGUGUGUGUGUGUGUGUGUGUGUGUGUGUGUGUGUGUGUGUGUGUGACAGAGCAGCAGCUGGUUCACCCUUCAGUAAAAUCUUUCUGCUCACGUUGACCAAGUUCGUUUUGUUUUGAAGGAAACAAACGUCACAGAUGAACUAAAUGUGUGUGACAUGUUGGAGCUCUUCAUGGCAGCAUGGAGCCGCUGACCCUCUGCUGUUUGUCACAUGACAAGGUUCCAGGCACCACACAUGUGAUCACACCUUAACCUAUUUUUACUGUAUUUAAUUAUCUAGGGAAGUUUCAGUGUCAGUCAGACUCUGCAGGGAGUUCAUGUUGAUAUGAAGAAGCAUCUUGGUCGUAGCUGCAGUCUCCAUCCUUCUUCUGUCUCCUCUCAGACUGCUGGCGGAGGAGGAAACAUCCACCUGACAUGAGCAGGUUAAAAUAAGCUCAAGCUCAGGUUUAUACUUUAAAUGACCUUAUGUUUUUUUAAACUGGAGAAAGCCAACUGUAACCUGGUGAAAUAAAUCAGUACAGUCAUCUGGUGAAACACUGUUGAUAUGAGUGAGCGUCAACUCAGUAUCACAAACACAAGCACGUAGAGCCACAGUGAAGCUGCUCCUGCAGCCUGUCACUGCCGACUGCAGCAACACGACACUAAUCACUGAAACGACUAAAGAUUUCUUCGUCUUUGGACAAUUAACCAUCUGUAGUUUGGAGGAAAUGUUCCCCAGGACCAGUUGUUAAGUCUCCACACAGAGCCAGCACUGAGGCUGACGUACAGACAGACGGCUGUCCAUCGGUCCCGUUCUUGUGAAGGUCACAUCUCAAGAACGCUGGAUUUAAAACAAAGAAUAAUAACUGGCACGAAUGUCGGUCCCAUUCUGGUGAACACGAUAUCACAAGAACACCUUAAAGAAGUAUUUUGCUCCUGGAAAGACGUCUGUUAAUAAAACUGUUUGUGUCUCUGCAGCAGAGACACAAACAGUUUUAAGCUUGGUGCUGCAGAACCAAAGGAAACACGGAAAAGGACACUUUUAAUGAAAACCUACAACUACCAGAAUGCACUGCACCACACCAGACCAGUUAUGGUGCGUUCGUUUUGUACUCGGAGGUCGGAAAUUCCCAGUUCCCAGUCAGAAGUUUAAACUCGAACGAGAUCGGAUUUCCAACUCGGAGCAACCGCUUCAACCCCGACUUACAAUUACAAGAUGGCUGCCGGUCACAUACAUAGUGAGACAGGCUUUCUUGCAGGCAUCCAUGUUUUUUUCUGACUUGUCCACCGUCGUCAACUAGAAUGCACUCGGAGGUGACGUCAUUCCCACGUCCGACUUCCGACCUUCAAGUCCCAAACGAAUGCACCAUUAAUGCUCCUGCCGGUGGGUGACGAAUGCAAACACAUCUCAACACACCUCAAACAAUGGCGGCUAGCCGGCAGGACAUGAUCUCAUAGUACAGUUGAGCAGUAGCUAACACGUGAAACAUGUGAGGACAGAAACAGACGACUCAGUCGCUUAUGUUCGAUCAUUUUGAUCUGUUUUCACUGUGCAGGAAAAGCCCACUUCCUGUUCACAAACUCUCGCUGCAGACGGUUCACACAUACGACGAUCAUUGUUAUGACACAGAGCUGGUUGGAAAUCAGCAAAGUAUCACUUUAAGAGAAUUUUUUCAACUUUGGCACAAACGCCCACUCUGACUGAGGAAAGGUCAAAGGUCACAAAACGUUUUUGUCCAUAACUGAAGAAUUCAUUCACUAAUUCUGACCAAACUUGACACAAAUGUCUAACAGGAUAAAAUAAUGAAGGUCCAAAGGUCAAAGGUCAGCUUGACUGUGACAUCAUCAUGUGUUAACGUCAUAUCUCAGGAACAGAAGGGGAGACAUUUGGUCAGAUACUGAAUUGGUGACUCUAAUCUUGAAACUGUGCUGAUUGUAUAGAUCUUCUGUGUGUGAAGCGUCCAUGUUUUCACUGACAUGGAUGGAGACUGUCAGAGACACUGGAGUUACAGAGCGUGGAGUGAAAUCAGCUUCAACACAACCUGAACAUUCUUACCUUCAUGAAGGACGAUUAUUUAACGACUGUUGGAUCAGACUGUGGCAGCUGUCAGCGGGUGUUCCUAAUAAACUGAACACUGGGUGUAAAUGAGAGUUUUUACAUCACGUACGAACAGAAAAGUUUUCAGCCAGAAGAAGAAAAAACACGACAAACAUUUUUACUACUGCUGCAUCAGCACCACGACUGUGUGUGUGUGUGUGUGUGUGUGUGUGUGUGUGUGUGUAGCCUUCAGGCAGCGUGUGUGUG
Molecule: messenger RNA, 6455 nt
Organism: Epinephelus fuscoguttatus (brown-marbled grouper)
Lineage: Eukaryota; Metazoa; Chordata; Actinopteri; Perciformes; Serranidae
Product: coiled-coil domain-containing protein 171-like
Exons: 24
Coding region: 70-3993 (1307 amino acids)
Source: RefSeq, a predicted model, not a curated record